This is a messenger RNA of Galeopterus variegatus (Sunda flying lemur), 1889 nucleotides long. RefSeq names its product stromal interaction molecule 1-like. Gene Ontology annotation, biological process: activation of store-operated calcium channel activity; intracellular calcium ion homeostasis; store-operated calcium entry. Gene Ontology annotation, cellular component: plasma membrane; endoplasmic reticulum. Bases 1 to 1692 code for a protein of 563 amino acids. NCBI's taxonomy places the organism in Eukaryota, Metazoa, Chordata, Mammalia, Dermoptera, Cynocephalidae. Gene Ontology annotation, molecular function: calcium channel regulator activity; calcium ion binding; protein binding. The record is from RefSeq and is a predicted model, not a curated record. The transcript is spliced from 12 exons.
AUGACAGCUCUCAGUAAUGGUAUCUCUUGCUUUCCCUGUACAGAGUUUUGCCGGAUUGACAAGCACCUGUGCCACAGUGAGGAUGAGAAGCUCAGUUUUGAGGCAGUCCGCAACAUCCACAAGCUGAUGGAUGAUGAUGCCAAUGGUGAUGUGGAUGUGGAAGAAAGUGAUGAGUUCCUGAGGGAAGACCUCAAUUACCAUGACCCAACAGUGAAACACAGCACCUUCCAUGGUGAGGAUAAACUCAUCAGCGUGGAGGACCUGUGGAAGGCAUGGAAGUCCUCAGAAGUAUACAACUGGACCGUGGAUGAGGUGGUGCAGUGGCUGAUAACAUAUGUGGAGCUGCCUCAGUAUGAGGACACCUUCCGGAAGCUACAGCUCAGUGGCCAUGCUAUGCCAAGGCUAGCUGUAACCAAUACCACCAUGACAGGGACUGUGUUGAAGAUGACAGACCGGAGCCAUCGUCAGAAGCUGCAGCUCAAAGCCCUGGACACAGUGCUCUUUGGGCCUCCUCUCUUGACCCGCCAUAAUCACCUCAAGGACUUCAUGCUGGUGGUGUCUAUUGUUAUUGGUGUGGGCGGCUGCUGGUUUGCCUAUAUCCAGAACCGUUACUCCAAAGAGCACAUGAAGAAGAUGAUGAAGGAUUUGGAAGGGUUACAACGAGCUGAGCAGAGUCUGCAUGACCUUCAGGAAAGGCUGCACAAGGCCCAGGAGGAGCACCGCACAGUGGAAGUGGAGAAGGUCCAUCUGGAGAAGAAGCUGCGCGAUGAGAUCAACCUUGCCAAGCAGGAAGCCCAGCGGCUGAAGGAGCUGCGGGAGGGUACUGAGAAUGAGCGGAGCCGCCAAAAAUAUGCUGAGGAGGAGUUGGAGCAGGUAGGAGAUUCUACAUUUGGGUUGCUUGCAAUUUGUUUGGCUUUUAUGAAGAACAUGGCAAUGAUGGGCAUAAGCACUAUUUCUGCUGGAUGUCAGAUGCAAUUAUCUCAACUCCAGGAAAUUGUUGAUAUUCUGGGUCAAGCUAUCAUUUUAGGAAAAACAAGCAAUAUCUUUGGAUUUAAUAUUUCUUCCAUGUCUAUUACCAGUCCUAUCCCCAGCCCAAGUGAUUCUGGCUGGACUAAGGUGACUGCCCAACCAGUUGAAAGGUCUGCGUUUCCUGUUCAUCAUGUAGCCUUUGUGUCCUCACUCUCAGUGAUCACUCAGCCGGUGGCAGCACAACCAGGACAGCCAUUUUCUCAGCAGCCUUCAGUAAAGGCAGUAGAUUCCGAUGGUAAUUGUGUUUCAGUUGGGAUUACUUCACUGACUUUGAAGGCCAUAUUAAAGGAUUCCAGUAAUAACCAAAUCAGUGGACUUAGUGGAAAUACGACAAUUCCAUUUAGCGGCUGUUGGGCCAACUACACAGACCUUACUCCUCUUACAACAGGAAAAAAUUAUAAGAUUGAAUUUAUACUGGAUAAUGUUGCUCGGGUGGAAUCCAGAACUUUCAGCCUGCCAGAACAGUCUGUCUCCAGCAGCAGUAGCAGCGGUGGUAGCAGCAGUAGCAGCAGUAGCAGCAGCAGCAGCAGCAAAGUGUCCACGGUGGGGACAUCUGCCCAGACAAUGACUGUAGUAAUUGGCUGUCUGAUGGGAAGAAUGUUGCUCUUGGAAAUAUUUAUGGCUGCAGUUUUUAUUUUUAACACAGCUAUGGGAAGCAACUAAAGUGUUGUUCUGAGGAACAGGAGGAAAACAAAAAUACAAGAAUUGCUUAUUUAUGAGCUAUUUUGUUGCACAAGAAAAAGUCUAUAGCAUUUUCAAGUAAACAUGUUAAAAUAUUUUUAUAAUAUAUAAAUUGUACAAAUUAGCUUUAAUCACGAAAAUCAGAUUUGUUCAAAAUAUAAAUUUCUUUUGAUUCCUUA